AUGGCGUACGCAGCGAUGAAGCCGACUAAGCCGGGGUUGGAGGAGCCCCAAGAGCUGGAACACAGAAUUCGCAUUACUCUCUCUUCCAAAAAUGUGAAGAAUCUCGAGAAAGUAUGUGCUGACUUGAUACGGGGGGCCAAGGACAAAAGGCUUCGCGUCAAGGGACCGGUGAGAAUUCCGACUAAGGUUCUUCAUAUUACUACUAGGAAAGCUCCCUGUGGUGAAGGUACAAAUACGUGGGACAGAUUUGAGCUUAGGAUUCACAAGCGAGUGAUUGAUCUUUUCAGUUCCCCAGAGGUUGUGAAGCAGAUAACUUCAAUCACCAUUGAACCUGGUGUGGAGGUUGAGGUCACCAUAGCGGAUGCUUAG
Messenger RNA from Striga hermonthica, 369 nucleotides. Lineage: Eukaryota; Viridiplantae; Streptophyta; Magnoliopsida; Lamiales; Orobanchaceae. The record is from the annotation of a GenBank genome assembly.